GAUAUUUAUAGUUUAGUGUGUUAACUAAGGUUAACUAAAAAUAGACUAACAAGAAAACCUUUUGAAUGUGUAUUUCCGAAAAUCUGUAUUAACUGGCAUAACAUGAUAAUCAUUACAAGACCACGCUACUGAUUCAGGUUUUUCUGUGUAUUGACGUCAUGGCUACAGCAGACGGUUCGUCCAUUACUACCUCUCCUGGAGACAGUACAUUGAUGGUUGUGGCAUUAGACUUUGGUACCACAUACUCAGGAUAUGCAUUCUCCUUCCGUAAAAAUCCUCACAUGAUUUUUGCUAACCAGCAAUGGGAUAGUGGAAAAUACCACCUUAACUCGUACAAAACACCAACAUGUGUUGUUAUCCGCAAAGAUAAUCCAGAAGAGUUCUACUUUGGAUAUGAUGCUGAAAACGAAUAUGCAGAAAUCCAAACAGACAAUGAGACGGAUAAAUAUUUCUUCUUUGAUAGAUUUAAGAUGCAGCUUCAUUUACGAAAAGAUGUAUCAGAAGGCAUGAUGAUUCAUGAUAUAAGAGGAGGCUCACUUCCGGCUAUUGAUGUCUUCUCCACGGCAAUUCGAGCUCUGAAAGACCACGCUCUUAAACAUGUCGAAAAAGGAGGGAAUCAUAUAAAGUUAGAGGAGAUUAAAUGGGUUCUUACUGUUCCGGCUAUAUGGACAGACAAGGCAAAAACUUUUAUGCGGCUAUCAGCAGAAAAGGCUGGAAUAUCUGGCGACAGACUAGGUAUUGCUUUAGAACCAGAGGCGGCUUCUAUUUAUUGUCAGCAUAUCUAUCGUAAAAUGGAUGACGAGUUGGGGGCCAUAACUGGUCCUGUAAUUGUUAAACAAGGUGCAUCUUACUUAGUAGUUGAUAUAGGAGGUGGAACACUAGACAUCACUGCCCAUCAGAAGGAAAUUCACAAUAAGGUCAGGGAACUUUGUAAGCCAUCAGGUGCAGCUUAUGGAGGGACUGCUGUAGACAGAGCUUUCAUGGAAAUUUUCGAGAAAAUCGUUGGGCCUACAGUGAUAGAAAAUCUUAAAAAAGAGUUCACCAGCAAUUAUUUUGAUUUAGUCAGAGGAUUUGAAAUGCUAAAAAGAAAGAUUGGAAAUCAGAAGAGCUCUAGACCAAAAAUAAACUUUCAAAUUCCUUUUGCAGCAUUAGAUACUUUAUGUAAGCGUUUCUUAGAAAAAUCUUUCCCUCAGACUUUAGAAGAUUCUGAAUACAAAGAUUCGCUGACUUUAGUUUCAGACAAGUUACAAAUGGAAAAAGAACUAGUAAAAGAUCUGUUUAAAAAUACUACAAAUCAUAUAAUAGAAGAAAUUAAGAUGACAUUACGAGAGGCAGAACCCGCCGAUGUUACACAUUUCCUUCUCGUCGGUGGAUUCUCGGAGUCGGAUAUAGUUCAGAAUGCAAUAAAGGGAGCAUUCCCUGACAAAGAAAUAAUAAUACCCGAUGACCCCACCUUAGCAGUUGUUAGAGGGGCGGUUCUAUUCGGCCACACUCCAGACUUUGUUUCGUCCAGAUUUACCAGAUAUGCAUAUGGACGGCGGAUACGUCCAAAGUUCGACGAAUCAAAACAUGACAAGAAACGAAGCGUCAAAACAAAUGGACUUUUUAGAUGUAAAGACGUAUUUGACCUUUUUAUGAAGAAGGAUACAUUCUGUUCUGUAGGGACGAUUCGUAAUUGCCAGUACCACACGUUUGAAGAGAUGCAGAAGAAGAUUACUAUUGCUGUUUAUGUAUCUGAUCAUGAUGAUACUCAGUAUGUCGAUGACGAAGGAUGUGAGAAACUUGGGGAGCUUGUAGUCGAUAUUCCAAACCCAACGAGAGAGAGACGAUAUGUUGAUGUAGAGUAUCACUUCGGGGGGACAGAACUCACUGUUACAGCUAAGGUAAUAGGCACACAGGACGAGCUCAAGGCUGGGUUUCAACUUAUCUAAUGUCAGAAUGCCAUACGUAUAGCUUCUUCAGCAUUAUAACAUAUAGUGAUAUUAAAUUAGCAUAAUAAAAGCUCUUGUAUCUAAUCUGU
This is a messenger RNA of Mytilus trossulus (common blue mussel), 2020 nucleotides long. Its product is annotated as heat shock 70 kDa protein 12A-like. The coding region runs from base 159 to 1931 and encodes 590 amino acids. Gene Ontology annotation, molecular function: ATP-dependent protein folding chaperone; ATP binding. The record is from RefSeq and is a predicted model, not a curated record. The transcript has 5 exons. Lineage: Eukaryota; Metazoa; Mollusca; Bivalvia; Mytilida; Mytilidae.